AUGUUAGGACUAACUAUUUUUGUGCUUCAGGCUGAAAGUAGCUUCAGUGAAGAGGAGGAAGAAAAACUUCAAAUAGCUUUUUCAUUGGAAAAGCAGGAUCUUCAUCUAGUUCUUGAAACCAUAUCAUUCAUUUUGGAACAGGCAGUCUAUCAUAAUUUGAAGCCUGCUUCAUUGCAACAACAGCUGCAAAGCAUUCACCUGGAUCAAGACAAAGCUGAAGCAUUUGCCAGUGCGUGGGCGGCUGCAGGUCAAGAUGCGAUUGAAAAGUUCAGGCAGAGGGUUUUGACCCCUCAGAAGCUUGAAACAAUUGGAUGGCAGCUUAAUCUUCAAAUGGCAGAGUCCAUGCAAGCAAAGCUGAAGUCUCCUCGGGCUGUGCUAGAGCUGGGGGUGAGCAAUGAAGAUUCAAAGAACCUGAAUAAAGUGUUUGUAGAAUUUAGUCAUCAGGAGCUGUUUGAGUUCUAUAACAAGCUGGAAACUAUACAAGCACAGCUGGAUUCCCUUACAUGAUGUUUUCGAAGACUUAUUUCUCCAUCACACUCCUGCCACCUCAUUAUUUUGCAUUGAAGAUAGAUUGCCAAGCUGUGUUUGCUGAAGGAUUCAGUGGGUUGCUUCCUGUAAAAUUAUAUGGCUUAUCUCCUUUUUAGACAGUAACAUUAGCCAAGAGUCUUUGUUAAGAGUCUGAAGAUUCUAAUGGACUUUCUCUUGUUUUCUGAGCAAUUGUGAAGAAUGGCUUUACUUGCAGAAAAGAAAAAAAAAGAAUGCUACUCUGCUUCAGAGAUUUUUUUUUUUUUUUUUGUCCUGUUACGUGUGUUUCUUGAUUCUGGUAGAAAUUUGCAUACUAGUGAGGGACCAGGAAUAAAAUCUAUUUUUUAGGCAUAAAAGGAAUGUAAAGGUAGUAAGAAAAUACACAGCUAAUAAAACCUCUAUCCUUUUGAAUUGCUAUUCACAUGAUUGAUAAUGCUUAUUGCAAAUUUGUCAAAAUAAAUGCAGAGUUUAAAAAUCGAUUUGUUUAGUUUGGGCUAUUUUAACUUCAUUAUCUUUGUUCUUUUUUAGUAGUUUUUUUUUUUCUUCUAAAUAAUCAACAAUGUCACUGAUUUCAGUGUUUACUGUUGGCACAGAGAAUAAGUACAGCUUCUUAGCACUGCAUGCAUACCAAUGAAUCUAAGCAGUAUGGUGUAUAACUGGGGGGAGAAAUCUCAGAGUAUAUAACAAAGAACACUGAAAUAGUCUGACAGUCAGAUUUCUGAAAGCUAUUUGUUGAUCCUUCCUAAUGUUGUCCACCACCAUUUUUACAUCGAACAGGCAGAAAUAAAGUACGGUGACUUAAAGGCCAAGUUAGUCAUAUUUUCACACAUUAGUUCCAGAUGAACAGAGGUUCAUGAGCAAUAUGAGAAGGUAAAAGUCAUCUUAGUUCUUGUUUGUUGCCAUUCAUUGACAGGCAACUUCAUUGCUGCACCUUGACAAUGGGCACAGUAUACAACUCUCUACUCCGGCCUAAUAGAAGGUGAGAGGAAAUAAAAAUCUUUCGCAUUAGCUUGUCUUUCUUCCUCCUUAAGUGAUUCCCUGAACAAGGCUUUUUUCUUCCAGAUCCCUAAAGCAGGGAUGGUUUAUACCCAACGAGCCAGUUUUCUUUUGAGGUUUGUUUGCUUGUGACACUAGAUAUAAGGGUAGCCAAAAUGUAUGUUUUGAAUAGCUGGUGUUUAAGUCCUCUUGUGCCAGAUUUAUUGCUUUGUUGCUUUUGGAGGGUUGUUUUGGACUGCUUGUGUUGCUUUAUUAGGGAUUGUGCUCUCACCUCUAGAAUACUGAAGGGGUCUGCACCAGUUGUGGUGAGGUAACAGAUUUAGAAGAUAAAGUCAUUAACAGCCUACGUGUGAGUAAAGGGCACUGAAGAGAAAAACCACGUUUAUCAUAGUCCUUAACUGAAACGCCAGACGAUACUGUACCACUCUAAGGUAAGGUAACACUAUUACCCUGUUGGAAAGCAGAAAUGACUGACUGUUGCAUGGCAGAAUCUUACCCUGCACACCUUGUGAGGCUGGCUGCCAAAAUCAAGUCUUGUCUCAAGCCACUGGCAAACGUGCCUUACUGUCUGGGGAUAUAACACUCCCACCCACAGACAUCAUGUCCUCAGUCUGGCUAUUCAGCAGCCGCUUGCCGGCUCGCUCAUCUCAGGCUGCAUAGGUUGGUGUGUGUCUGCAGGUGAGCACAUCCCCACCAUUCCCUCUGCCUUGCCAGCGUUAGCAGUGCUUUGUAGUUGCGCAGCUAGGAAAAUCCCAUUCUUCUUGACACUUAGGUUCUGGUUUCUCUAGUGGUCCUGUGGGACAGUAUGUUGUGUGCUAGGACACUGCUCUUGAGUGUUUUCCCUGCGUUUCCAGAGCUUAAGUUCUGGAAGUCAGGUCUGAAGCGAGUUGAAGACUCUCCUGUGUGGAUGCAGGACAUAUUAAGGCAGUUGACUGAGUGUGAGAGAGGGGUUAAGUUAUCUUUGUGAAUAUAGGCAGAGAUUGAUGAAUCCUGGAGGAGGGGGUGAAGGCAGGACCAGUUUGGAGUGCAAGAAGCAUUGGACAAAUUAGCAGGCACAUCUGAAAAAAAGAUAAGUGAAAGACAGAGUAGGAAGAAACUGGGCGUGGGAAAAAGGAAGGAGAGGACAGAAUAAUGGGUACUCCCAAGGGUAGAAUUUGGGAGUUGGAAAACUAUAAGGAAGAGAGGAGGAACACUGGAAAAGACAGCAAAAGUAUAUAUUCAAAGAAAAUACUAGGCAAAGGGGGAAAAAAUCCUUAUAUAGUAGGGGAAUGGGAAGAAAAUUGGGGAAACAAAGUAAACCAGAGUUAACUAUGAAAACUGUGGCCAGUUGUGUAACUGUAUCUAGUAUUUUGAACUAACCCGUAAGUGUCAGCCUUGGUGCAAAUUUGGCCAAAAUCAAGUAAAAGUGUGGGAUGACAAAGAAGAGCAUUUUAAAUCUGGCUUUAAUAGGAAAUGUUUUCAAAGUGAUAAAAUGUAUGCUAAAGGAAAAAAUAGAAAAAACAAAGCCUAAGAUGGCAAGGAUUCUGUAAAAUUUAUUAAGUGUUCAUCCUUGUUUACAGAUGGAGGAAGAGAUUUAUGAUUUCUUUAGCAGUGGUUGCCUUUUCUUUUUUACUAAAUGUACUGAAUUUCUUGCUGUCAGAAGCCUUAAUAAAAGCCAUAGUACCUCAUGGUAGGAAGUACAGUUGUUAUCUUUUGUCAAGGAGCACUCAUAAACAAACAUUUAGUUUAGAAAGACUUUUCUGUAUGUGACGUGAAGCUUUGGGGUUGUACAUUAUUAGGUAGUGAUGGCAUAACUAGUACCAUCUUAAAGAAGAGCAUUGUCACUUAUUUAAGUGCUCCUGUGUAAGGAGAGAAAAUUGACUAACUGUGAAAGAGCAGAACUACUUCAGGUUUUUUUCAUUAGGUCUUGCAGAAAAGAAGGCUUUUGUUCUGGUUGCUGCUCUCUGGCCUGAGUGGACCUGGAGAGGGGAAGAUUGGUCUUCCCCUGAGAGCAGCUGCCCCUGCUUACUUUGGAUAAAGUCCUGGUGUCCCAGCAGUGUCAGGGAACGAGAGAAAAACAAGCACCAGUACGGACUGGGGGAUGCCUGAGGAGAAUGGGAGACCUGCUUGCAGCAGGGACUAGACCCACUGCCAUACCUCAGGGGCGGUGGAAAGAAAAACACUUUCCUGGGAGGAAGAAGGAAUGUAGCCUAUGCAGAACUGAAUGUACCAGGUUGGUGUGGGAGCAUAGGCAGGGAUGUGCAUGCUGAAGGUCUUCAAGCUUUUGUUUUGCAUUCUGGUAAAACAUAGUUUUGAGGAGUGAGUCUUGUGGGUAUUUUUGAGUUUUUACUGCAGGAAAGGAAAGGAAUACGUCCCAGGCUGUCUUCAGGGUCCUAGCAAAGCAUUGGUCUGUAAUAUAUCUUGGACAUGAUCCAGAACUGAAAUUACCAAGGCUUCUGAUAGUGUUGAAGGAAGAUAUUUGCAGAGAUUUACUGAGCUCUAAAACUGGAAAUUUGAAUGAGUAAGAAUUACUAAAUCUACUUUCAGAUCUUUCAGUGCAUUUUAAAAACAUUUGAUUAAUCUUUGCUCAGACACUAAAGACAGUAUUUUCUGUGACUGUACUUCUCUCAAAGCUAUAAUAUAAAAAUCUGCCUCAAACGGACCAUUGGCAAAAGAAAGAAAUCUUUUCGUUUGGGUGUAAACAAGCAUCAGUAUUGUUUUGACAUGAAGACUUGGAGUUCUGGGUCUAAAAUGAAAACCAGUGUGACAACUACCUUGAAAAUACCAGCUUACUGGUAAAGAGCAACCAUUUGUACAUCAUUUAGCAAAACCAACACUAAUAGCACAUUAAUGCAUGUUGAGUACAAAUGUGUUAGAUUAUCUUUGCCCAGUUCAGCCUUAGGCAUGUACUUCUUAUUUCUCAACAAAAUAUGAAAUGUUUGUAGGUUUCUGCAUUCUAUUUUUGUUGAAAUAAAGUAUGUAGGUAGAUAGACAAAUAUAACUUUACUAUCUCAAAUUUUGACUAAUUGCCAAACCUGCUUUGGCUCUCCAGAGGAGGCUUUCAAAGCCCCCUUUAAUUCCUGGGUUUAUUGACACAUCAAUUUUGAGUUACGACUUGCAGCUUCAUUUCCUCCAGUCUGUGAUUUUAAAGACUCUAAAGUCUUGUUCUUUCAAAGCAUGAAGAAUUUACUGAAAUGCUAAGUCUUACAUUGAUGAAAGGAAGAAAAGUGUUUAUUGUGAUAAAAUGGUAUAAGCUCCCCAUCACACUUGUUCCAUCUCAUAUUCUCUGAUUUCCAACAACAUCAGUAACAUUUCAUUGUUUGGCUAUAUUGGCAUAUCAUAUCUCCAAAGAUUAUGAAUUCACUCACAUUACAGUAAAGAAAUGACAGAGCUUAAUAAUGCCUAUUGCCCAGUGAAUAAGUAUCACAUCAUUUUAUGACCCUUGUAUAGCUUAUUUGACUAAUGAAAAUGAACAACACUGAGCCAGUGUGAGAAAGUUCCUUUUCUGUGGAUCAGCCAAACUGGCCUUCUGAAAAACAGUGAUUUCAUCUAGGUGGAUGAACUACGGUGCUGCUGUCUGAUAUGAUGUUGAUGGUGUCUCAUAAAGAUAAGCUAAUAAGAUGCUUUUAUCUGCAACUCUUGCAUAAAGUGAUUUCUAAUUUCCAUAGUAAUUAAUCAAUUUUAUUGGAUUUUCCCUUUGCCUUUGUAAUUGUGUUGAUCCGACCAAAUUAUACACUGUAAUUUUAACGGAAAUAAAGUGUUUAGAUGAUCCCUUC
Messenger RNA from Pygoscelis adeliae (Adelie penguin), 5276 nucleotides. RefSeq names its product COMM domain containing 10 (gene COMMD10). The record is from RefSeq and is a predicted model, not a curated record. The coding region runs from base 1 to 507 and encodes 168 amino acids. NCBI's taxonomy places the organism in Eukaryota, Metazoa, Chordata, Aves, Sphenisciformes, Spheniscidae. The transcript has 5 exons.